AAUAGUUAGGUUAGUGAACUUCUCUAAUCACAAAAUCUCAAAAGAAAAAAAAAAUAAAUCUAAAACAGAAAUCUGAAAGAUUGAAAAAAAUGUUGAAGUUUUUUUGUGUAGUCUCUUGUAUUUUGGCUACAUGGGCAAUGGUGGUCUCAGGUCAUGGUCAUAUUCAUACCAGCGCACCCGUACAAUCACCAACAGAGGCUCCCGGGCCAGUAGGCGCACCUACCGUGGAUUGCAUGAGUCUUAUUUAUGACAUGGCGGAUUGCUUAGCAUAUUUGAGUGUCGACGGGGGCGAAGAUAAGCCUGACAAAUCUUGUUGUUCUGGAUUCGAAACAAUUCUAAACACUGAUUCAAAUUGUAUAUGUAUAGCCCUAAAGAGUAGUGCCAGUUUGGGUAUUGAGAUUAAUAUGACUAGUGCCAUGGCUUUGCCUUCUGCUUGUGGCGUCCAUGCCACACUUAACUGCGACAUGUCCAUAUCUCCGAGUACAUCUCCCGUUAAUCCUCCAACUCCUACAUCUCCGAAUCCUCCCGCCACCGCACCAACACCAACUACAGAAACGACUCCAGCACCGACAGCCCACUCCGUUCCUAUUGGAGGACCAGCUCCAUCUCCGACACUAGCAAGCUCUGAAAGUUAUAACAUAUGUGCUACAACAUUAUCAACCCUUUUUAUUGUAGCUCUUUUUGUCUCGUUUUUUAAUGUGUUGAUCUAAGCUUUAGUGUUUAGCUCUCGAUUAUUUUUUCAGUUGAUUUUCCUAUUCUAGUAUUUCUGUUAGGUUCUUGAAAACCUUAAUUUUUGUUUUGGCUAGUUAAGAAUAAUGUUGAGUU
Molecule: messenger RNA, 825 nt
Organism: Olea europaea var. sylvestris
Lineage: Eukaryota; Viridiplantae; Streptophyta; Magnoliopsida; Lamiales; Oleaceae
Product: non-specific lipid-transfer protein-like protein At5g64080
Exons: 3
Coding region: 90-710 (206 amino acids)
Biological process (GO): lipid transport
Molecular function (GO): lipid binding
Source: RefSeq, a predicted model, not a curated record